CAAGAGUAUAUUCGUGGUAUCAGUGCCUGGAAUUUUAACCUGGAGGAUCUGAAGAGCCAAGCUGCGCUGCUUCCGGAUUAUGACGACAUUCCAGAUGCUGAAGAUUCAAGUACUAGCGGGAAGCUGCGGGAGGGGAAUGGUGAUAUUGGUUCUACAGCAGAAAGGCCUAAUCAGCCAAGUGUUUCUCAUGAGGAUGAGCUGAAUGUUGAUCAUGAUUUGGACAGUUCACUUGCUGCAUUUCCUAUUAAGCCUCUUCAAGCACUCAAGGGGUGUUUUGAUGUGUGCGAAGAUGACAUAACUUCUAGUAGUCCAAGUUGGGAAGAUGCUAUGCAAUCAGAGUCUAAUCAGCAGAACUUUAUGCUGUCACCAGCAAAAGUUGAGGACCAAGACAAUGGAAAAGAUGAUGGUGAGAAUCUGCGACAGAGUAGCUCCUUGCCACGUUCUGUUAUUCCAGGGCAUAAAAAGUUUUUUAGUGGUUCACUGCUACAGGAUAAUGCUCUUUCACCCAAAAAAGUUGUUACUGAUGGCGAGAGGGAAUAUCAACAUCCAAAGUACCAGGCCGAACGAAACUAUAGCGGUCCAUUGCAGUAUCGACAUAAGAAAGACUUAGGAGAAGAUGCAUCAGAAGGAGCUGUCGUCCAACGCAAGGGACGUUUUCAAGUCACAUCAGCAGAUCUGACUCCCAAGGAACCUACAAGCAGUUUCUUUAACCCAGGUCAUGGAGGCUCUACUAGUCCAAGCAAUCUAGUUGCUUCACUACUUCCAUCAUUGCAAUGCAUUCUACAGCAGAAUACUUUGCAAAGGGAGGAAAUAGUGAAACUGAUCAAGUUUGCGGAGCGAGCAUCUGUCAAUCCUACAGACUUGGCUGAAGCUGGGACCAGUGAUCUUCCACAGAUGUCUCCUCCUUCUGUUAGGGAGAGAGAAUUGCAGUCUAUGGUCAUUCAAAUGCAACAAAGCAUUGGAAGUCUUGUGGAGGAGUUGCAGAGACAAAAGAUGAAGAAUAUUCAGUUGGAAAAGAAAUUGAAUACAGUGGUAAAGAAAGAAUAGAGAAGAUUGCACCACACGGCUGGUGAAGUUUCUCUCAUGCUCGUGCUAAGGCACGUCGUUAAGUUACUUGGGCAAGUGGGUUGUUGUAAUUUUUGUGUACCAUAUGUGUGAAUGUAAAGUAGGCACCAAAAUUUUGAGAUGCUAUAUUCAUUGUCAGAAUAUCUAUGAUCUAUUGUAAUAUAUACCAAUUUGGUAUUGUAUUUAAGUAGUUCUUCUUCAAUACUAAUUGAAAAUCAGGGAGCAAAAGUAGCUACUUGUGUAAAUUACCCUGCAAAACCUAGUUCCUUGUUUCAACCAAUAAACCUGUAUGGAGGAGUCUAUUCCAUUUGAAAUUCUU
Nicotiana attenuata is the source of this 1384-nucleotide messenger RNA. RefSeq lists its product as uncharacterized. The record is from RefSeq and is a predicted model, not a curated record. Gene Ontology annotation, molecular function: protein serine/threonine kinase activator activity. NCBI's taxonomy places the organism in Eukaryota, Viridiplantae, Streptophyta, Magnoliopsida, Solanales, Solanaceae.